CGAGCGCGUUCAUCGCCCCGUCGGCGUUUUUGGGAGCAUCGUCUCCUGCUGGGCGAAUGGCGGCGGCGGAGGGGUCCACGGGACUGUCGAUGGUGGCGGCAGGACCCGACGCGAAAGUUUUGGAGCAGCCCCUGAUCGCGGAUGACAUCACGCAGCUCAUCGGCAAGACGCCGCUUGUCCGGCUAAACCGAGUUACCGAAGGGUGCGAGGCUACCAUCCUCGCCAAGCUUGAGUCCAUGGAGCCCUGCAACUCCGUCAAGGACAGAAUCGGACUCAGCAUGAUCGACGAAGCGGAGAAGCGCGGACAGAUCAAGCCCGGCGUGACGACUCUCGUGGAGCCGACGAGCGGCAACACUGGUAUCGCGUGUGCCAUGGUUGCGGCGGCGAGGGGCUACGACAUGGUCCUCACCAUGCCGGACAGCAUGUCCCUCGAGCGCAGGGUGUUGCUUAAGGCGUUCGGUGCCCGGCUGGUGCUGACGCCCGCGACGAAGGGCAUGGGAGGAGCGGUGGCGAAGGCGGAGGCUAUCGUGUCCGACCUCGGGGAGAACGCCUUCAUGCUCCAGCAGUUCAACAACCCUGACAACCCCAAGAUCCACCGCGAGACCACCGGACCCGAGCUGUGGACGCAGACCGCCGGGAAGAUCGACGCCCUCGUGGCCGGGGUGGGCACCGGCGGGACCCUGACCGGAUCAGGCCAGUACCUGAAGGUCAUGAAGCCUGCCGUCAAGCUUUGCGCGGUGGAGCCCGUCGAGUCUGCGGUCCUCUCCGGCGGCAAGCCCGGCCCGCACAAGAUCCAGGGGAUUGGGGCCGGCUUCAUCCCCGGCAACUGCGACACGUCCCUCAUCGACGAGGUUCUUAAGGUGACGUCGGACGAGUCGAUGGCCAUGGCCCGCGAGCUUGCGAAGAAGGAAGGGCUCCUUGUUGGUAUCUCCGCUGGCGGUGCCGUCCACGCCGCGCUGGACCUGGCGAAGAAGCCGGAAAUGAAGGGCAAGACCAUCUGCGUCGUCAUUCCUUCCUUCGGCGAGCGGUACCUGUCGACAGCACUUUUCUCCAACAUCCUUGACGAGGCCAAGGAGCAGAAGGCAGAGGACUAACCUACAAAGUACCGCGCUUUAACGUGGAAAAGUAGCUGAUUCGAGCAAGCGCAUCGUCACGCUUCCGCGUAUCUUCCGAUUAAUUGAGCCGUGUCUCGUUGUCGGCGAAUGACAAUCUACCUGCAGCAUACAUGGUAGAUUACGUGGAUUCCAUUCGUGAUUGAUUGGUGGUGGCAAAAGAGUCAAGGAAAUCAAGCUUGAUGUGCUGCUGCGGUAAUAUACGUGUACAUGAAAACGCCAAGUAAUUCGGCAGGAGCACGGCAUGUCCUCGUUUCGUGCCCCCGCUCAAGGGCACUGAAAGCGGUCAUAACGCACACAUGGAAAUGUCUCGUCUGUGCCGCCGACGCCUUCUGAGUCUUGUUGAACUCCCAUCGACGGUUUUUCACGAGGGACCGGUUCGAACAACCAGGGUUGUCGGUUAUUUCUUGAAUUCGUUGGAAGUGUACCACGAAAGGCUUGAUUGACUUCGCGCGUUGCUUGUUUGGUGGUCUGUAAUAGUUUUGCAACUAGGGUUCCUAGGUAAAGCAACGGUAGGUUGAUGGAGGUAAUUGCUGUUUUCCAGUGAACGGUUUUUCGAGUUUGUGUCCUUUCGACGACGUGACUGCUGGUGUCGCGUGCGCUAGGUUGGGAUGAAAGACAGAGACAAGACUUUUGCAAGUACGGCCGGAGAGGAUAGGGUUAGCUUUUAUUAAUGAUGCCAUCCGCCGUCGGCGACCAUGGUGUACGUACAUACGUAUGUAUGCAUAACGGGCGGGUGUUGCUCAUAUCAUCUACGGCACGGAAUUGAUUAGCAGUUGCGCGCAGAUGCUGUAUAGAAGUUUUUGUUCGUUAGAACACGAGAGGCAGCUUAUUGCGCGGAUCAAAGUCAUCUUUAAAGUGUGGAUACUUG
This is a messenger RNA of Ectocarpus siliculosus, 1983 nucleotides long. The record is from the annotation of a GenBank genome assembly. NCBI's taxonomy places the organism in Eukaryota, Phaeophyceae, Ectocarpales, Ectocarpaceae.